AUGUGGGUGCGAGCGGCGCGCGCGAUACGGGCGCUGCGCAGGGCCGCGCUGCUGCUGCCGCUGGCACUGACAGCGCUGGUGCUGCUGCUGCUGCCGCGCCCGCCCUCGCUCGACCCUGCGCCGCGCAGCCCCUCCCCGCCCGUACCUCCACCUGCCCUCGACGCCAACAUUGAGAACUCGAUCACGGAGUCGGAGUUCGCAGCAGUUCAAGAUGACGGGACGGUUCAGGUGCCCUGGUUCAUGCGCGGAGGAGACAAACGGCCCACGCAGCACGAACCUAACGCUGCACUGUUCCCAGAAGAUGCACCUGGACAAGACAGAGUCGUAAACCAAUUAAUGUAUACGCUACCAAAAGACGAAGAUGUGCCUAUAAAGAAAAUUCUACUUGCAAACGGGUUCGGAGCAUGGGGUGUGUCAGGUGGCAGAACAGAGUUCAUUCGGAACAAAUGCCCAGUAGACCGCUGCACGCUCUCCUCAGACGCACGAGAUGCCGCCACUGCUGAUGCCAUUCUAUACAAAGACCACCACACACCUUUCAACGUAAAACGUUCACCUAAACAGAUCUGGAUCCUAUAUUAUUUGGAGUGUCCUUACCACACGGCAUCAUUACGGCCGACAUCGGUGGACGUGUUCAACUGGACGUCUACCUACCGACGGGACUCCGACAUCGUCGCACCCUACGAACACUGGGUCUACUACGAUCCCCUCAUCAUCGAAAAAGAUCUUGACAGAAACUUUGCUGCUAAUAAAACUAAAAAGGUGGCGUGGUUCGUAUCGAACUGUCACGCUCGUAACCGGCGGCUACAAUACGCGCGUCAGCUCAGCAAAUACAUCCAGGUGGAUAUCUACGGGGCUUGUGGAGCACACCACUGUCCUCGUACUGACCCCAACUGCCUCGAAAUGUUGGAUAAGGACUACAAGUUCUACCUCGCAUUCGAGAACUCAAACUGUCGUGAUUACGUCACUGAGAAAUUCUUUGUCAAUGGACUGCAACACAACGUACUGCCUAUAGUGAUGGGUGCUCGCGCAUCAGAGUAUGCAGCCUUAGCGCCCCACAACUCGUACGUCCAUGUGGAGGAGUUCGCUAGCCCUGAAGAACUCGCUGCCUAUCUGAGGCGUCUUGACGAAGACGAUAAUUUAUACAAUUCCUAUUUCAAGUGGAAAGGUACGGGAGAGUUCAUAAACACGUACUUCUUCUGUCGCGUGUGCGCCAUGGUACACGCGAACGAGCGGCGGCAGCGCAGUGCGCACUACUCGGACGUGCAGGCGUGGUGGCGCGACGGCGCCUGCACCCGCGCCGAGUGGCGCGCCGCCGGCGCCGCCAGCUCCGCACAACGCGACACCCGUGACAACGGCUAG
This is a messenger RNA of Spodoptera littoralis (African cotton leafworm), 1359 nucleotides long. Lineage: Eukaryota; Metazoa; Arthropoda; Insecta; Lepidoptera; Noctuidae. The record is from the annotation of a GenBank genome assembly.